Messenger RNA from Podarcis lilfordi (Lilford's wall lizard), 35517 nucleotides. NCBI's taxonomy places the organism in Eukaryota, Metazoa, Chordata, Lepidosauria, Squamata, Lacertidae. The record is from the annotation of a GenBank genome assembly.
CUUCCGUUGCCGGCGGCGAGGCUGAGCUGAGCGAGCGGCGGGCAGGGCGGCUGAGCGGGCGAGGCUGGCAGCGGCGGCGCCCGGGGAUGGCAGCCUCGGUGGGGCCGGGGACCCGCACCAAGACCAAGAAGAAGCACUUCGUGCCGCAGCGUGUGAAGGUGCUGCGGUCAGCCGACCCUCUGCUGGGCGUGCUGGGCUGGGGGAUCAACCACCAGGUAACGCCUCCCGGUCAGACCCCAGAUUGGGAUGGCUCAGUGGGUAGAGUGUGGGACUCGUAAUUCAGGGUCGUGAGUUCGAGCCCUACGUUGGGUGAAAGGUUCCUGCAUUGCAAGGGGUUGGGCUGGAUGACCGUCGGAAUCCCUUCCAAUUCUACCCUUGACCGUGUAUGUGGGAUGCGGCGGGCAGCUGCUGAGCUGGGGCGGGGCGAGAUCUACUCCUGGUAGGUGGGAGAAGGAAGGACCGUUCUUGUUUAGGAUGCAUUCACAAAACUGUCCUGAAUUGCAAUAAUUUGCGUUUUUCUAUUGUGAUCCACCAUGGGAUCUUUGGAUGAAGGACAGUAUACAAAUUAUUAUUAUUUACAUGCUUAAUCUCUCUGUAGCAAAACAACAACCCCCAAACUCCUUACAGACCAUAAGACGUCAUUAUGGCACAUGCUUUCACGGGCCAGAAUCCCCUUCAUCACAUGCACAUAAAGCAUUAUCCUGAUCCAGAGGUAUUUGGCAACUUUGGUAUCCAACACAUUCCUUCCCACCACCACUUGUUACCUCUUUCUUUUUAUCACUUCACCAUCACCAUUCUUCAAGAUAUAAUAGCUUAUAGUAGCUGCCCCUCUUCUCUUUUCAGUUAAUCUUCCCCAAUACCUGGUGCUAAGAAUUGUUCACUGUGUGAAUACACUGGCUAGCAAUAAUUUCUGCUUUGUUACAGUUUAUAUUGGCUUUACGUUAAUGUAGGCACUUCCUCGGCUAUUGUGAGCUGUUUUGAAUGCGUGUGAGGGAAGUGUAGUAUUUGCUUGAAAAUGAAGCAUUCCAAAGGCAAAUAAACAGCAUCAAUAAGUACAUUAGUCAAAUAUUGAUAUUAAACUUAUUUCUCCAUGUUCUCUGGGGACACUGCUUUUGAUGGCUAGGCUGAAGCAAUCAUUGUGUUGACACUGAAGGGGUGAACCAACACAUUCAUCUCUUUCCCCUUUUCUGUCUUGUCCCUUGGUUCCAAAUCUGGUGGAUGAGGACUGCCCAUCUGAUACUAGGGUGGCUAAGAAAGAAUCUCAACCAUAUAUCGCACAGGUAUCCUAUUUGCCAUAGUUUCAGGGAGAUUUUCCUUAUUUACUGCAAGGCUCACCCUUCUUACAUGCCUGUGAAUAGCCCAUGUGCUGCUUCAAAAUGUGGAGGAGAGACAGGUGUUCUGACCACUUUAGCCUUGCAGUAGAAAAAGAGAACAUUUCUUCAGUUGGAAGAGUGUAGUUGCAGGUAGCAGUCUUCCGGUAACCGGAUCUGAAACAUCCCUGUAUUCAUCUGUUGCUUGGUGAUAAUUUCCUUCUGCCUGGGACUAGCAGGUGGAGUUUUGGAAAGCAGUCAGGUAGCUGCUGUGGGACUUUCUUGAGAUCAAACAGGUACCUUUGUUUGUUUUGGUUUGAUUAUGUGUUUUGUGUCUUCAUUUUGUAUUUCUAUGUUGUGAACCAGCCUGUGAUCUUCAGGUGAAAAGCAGUAUACAGAUAUACCGUAAAUAAAUGAAUACCCAGGUUGCAGUCCUAAACACACUUAACCGAGCAGUAAGCUCCACUGAACACAGUGGAGCCUACUUCUCAGUGAACGUGCAAAAUAUUACUCUUUCAGUCAUGUAUUUGUGGACUGGCUCUCAAGGAACUCUCUGGGUCAACCUGACAUCAAAAAAUAUUUCCCUCCAUUUGAGAUCAUAAUCUUGGAAUUUUGCAUUAAAGGAUUUUCACCAGCGAACAGAAAUGAAUGAACAAAGAAGUAGACGGAUAACUUCUCAAAAUGUCACUUUUCAUUCUCCAAAUACCCAUCCCCUUCACUUUCUUGCUUUUUCAUUUGAUUCUUUCAGGGUGUUGGACCCCCUGAGUCCCUUCCAACUCUAUGAUUCUGUGGCUCUAUAAAGCGAUAGCUAAUGUGGUGCCCUCCAGAUGCUGUGGACUACAGUUCCCAUGGUCCCUGACUGUUGGUGAUGCUAACUGGGGUUGGAUGGGAGUUGUAGUUCACAAAAUCUGGAGGGCACCCACAUAGGCUAUUCUUGGUUGAUACCAGCACGUCUUAGUUUUAAUCUCUUACCAAACAAUGCCCUUCUCCCCAUCAGACUCUCAUCUCUUGAGACGGUAGUUUGGGGAAUCAUCAAAGAGACAGAGAUGCUGAAAUGUCAUCAGUUACUCAACAUUGAGUAUCCUGCCAUUGUUACCUGGGCAAAUACACUUCUUCCUCUGGGACCUGCAUAGUUUUUUGCUGUCAUUGUUAGGUAUCUGUACUGAAGUACCUGAAGAUUGCCUUCCCCAUUUCCCCCCCCAAUCAUUGUUGCGGUCAAUUCUAUGGUUUGUCAUCUAUUCUCUUAACAUUUACCUUUUAGUCUCCCUUGUGGGACUGGGAGGCAUGAACAGCGGAGAUGUGUUGGGGCUAAUAGCUGAACUGUUGUCUUGUGAAAUCCUCUUUCCAUCCUCCAUUCUUGCUGUUUUUAUUCUGUGUUUUUGCUCUUGACCUGCUACCAGUAUCCUAUGCUAGUCCUUUUCAUUAGUGAGUGGUAUGCUUUCUCAACCCCAUAGAAGCUUUGUUGGGAGUGUUUGUGAUGUCAGUAGAGAUUAUAUAAACCCUCUCACCAUAUUGGGGAUUUUUUACAGGACUCUGACUGGCUGAAGAUUGAUUGGCCAGUUAGGCUCCCUCUCAUGCAUCCAAAGCUUCUGGCAAAGAUUAUUUUUAGACAGUAGACGGAACAGCAAAACUGCUUUCCACACUUAAUUGGGUAUAAGCUUCACUAAACACAGUGGGACUUAUUUUCAAGAAAACGCUUGUAGGAUUGUGCUGCUACUGAUUUCUCUAGCCUUUGUCCUUUUUGUCACUUAGAUAUCUUUUCAAUUUUUACUUUAGAAUGUUUACAUACUAUCUUUUUGAAUAAAAAAUUCAUCCAAGCUGGCUUGCGUGUUAAAAGUACAUCAUCAACUGUGACAGAAUAAAACACACAUAUGCAGACCCAACCUGAAACUCCUGAAAGGCAAUUCAGAUGACGCAUUCUAUAUAACAUCGGCAGUAAAAGAUUCCUACAGCUGAAUAAUGCUGCCUGUCCACAAGCCACCUGAAACUGUUCUCACAGCACAGCUUUCCGAAAUGAUUACUGUUGUGGACUUCUCAAGGUCAACAGGUAAGGCUUUCCAGAGUGCCAUGCCUUUGUUAAGGCAGUACUUCCCAGGUGACUACAUAUAGUCUAAAAUUCAGGAUGGUAGUCAACAUCUUGCUCUUCAGCAUCACUAUUUUCAUAUUCCUUGUGACAAGGGGUUCACCAAUACUAUUUAGCCUUGUUUUGGUCCCAUUGGGAGGCAACUUCCAUGUAAACCCUUGAAGUGUGGUGUUUCCUGUUCUUUACUGAAAUCCCUUGCUGAAGUCUCCUGUGAACUUGCAUCUAGGUUCUUUUUAUUCAUCUGAGUUAAUAGGGGAAGGUAUAGAAUGAACUUUACAUGUCCAAGUAUGGCUCAAUCAAAAUUUACUUACUUUCUCUUUAAGAAGAGGAUUUGUGGCUAUGAAUAUGGAGGUUUGUGCCAAGUACGCUACAUGUAGAUUCUUGGUGUUCUUGGCUUCUGUUUCCACAGUUAGAAUGCACAUGUGAUGGAAUGACCAGGUCAGUUGGGCCAUGAAUGCCCUGGAGUGCUCUCCUAUUAACAAACUGGGAUUGCUUACUGAGGGACUCCUUUCCAUGGCUCAUAGGAACAUGAGUAGCCUGAUUUUGGGCACUGCAAAAGUGUCAAGAGUGCAGUGCUCUGAUAAAUGUAUUAAAGCAUCAUGAGUGGAAGCUGCAGUUCCUGUAGUACACUGCAACAUCCUCUGUGACGAGCCUGGCUUCAUUUUUCAGCUCCAAAAUAAUGUCACUCCCCAGACCUUGGAUGUGAAGGGAAUUAACCAACACCUAUAGGCCUAAAGUGUGUUUUCUGUAGAACAAUAGUGGCAUCUCUUUGUGAGAUGCUUGCACAGGUCUUAAGCUGUCUGGCUGCAUUCCUUUCUUUUCCCUCCCUAAGCUCAACUGACCCUUUCCCUCUGAUUCCAACAGUUUUACGACCCCAAAGUAUUGGGGGAGGGCGGAGCAUAUGAGCUCUAUGGCACAACACCAGGAUAAUUCAGAUUCCGGAACGAAGGAGGCGGCUGGUACGUGGGCCUCAUAGCAUGCCCUUCUGCCGUGCAAACUGUCUUGAUUGCCGCAAGCAUAAGCCUCUUGAUGAACAAAAAGCCAGUUUGCUUCCUUCCGUUUUGCCCUUCAGUGCUUCCAAAGUGUGAUUGCAAAGCUUGUAUUUGUGCCUAAAAAUAAUAUGCUGUGUGGCUCGUGUUCCCUCCCCUUCUCUCUUUUAAGAAACGAGAUAAAAUAGAAUUGGUGAAGUUAAGUCUGCCUUGCGUGUCUUGGGUCCUUUUCACUUGGCCUGGAUGGAAACUUUCUGGUAAUAUAUCUUGGCUUAGGUGUUUCCAGAUCAUUCUAACCUCUUAACUCUGUAUGUGCAGUCUUCUUCUGUAUGGCUAUUAAUAUUGGUGGGAGAUAGUUUCCAUUUUAGAACUGGCUUACUAAAUUGCAAGCUGCAUUAACUCAUUUAGAAGCAUUGACUCUGUUCUGACCCUCAUUCAGUGCUGGGAAUGAUACCAGAGAAACUUGAUAAUUAUGCAUGGAACAGUUUAAAUAUGCAUAGCAUCGUACAGUCCCAGUCUCUCUCUUUCUUCCUCGUAACAGCCUUGCAAAUUUUUCUUACUGUUUGAGAAAGGAAACUGAAGCAGUCUUUGCCCUUGGAUCACACUGGGUUCACUGGCAUUAGCAAGGCAUUGCCUCUUGACCUCAGUUCACCAUCUCUGCUCUCAAACUAAAUGACUGCAUGUGCAGAAUAGCGUUUGUGGGAAUAAUAGUAGUAGUAAUAAUAAUAAUAAUAAUGUACAGUCGUACCUUGGAAGUCGAACAGAAUCUGUUCCAGAAGUCCGUUCAGCUUCCAAAAUAUUCGGAAACCAAAGCGCAGCUGCUGAUUGGCUGCAGGACACUCCUACCACAAAUCGGAAGCCACUGAAACUUCAAAAAAUAGUUUGCAAACUGGAACAAUCACUUCCAGAUUUGCAGCAUUCAGGAGCCAAAAUGUUCAAGAACUAAGGUGUUUGAAAACCAAGGUACGACAGUAAUGAUAUUUAUACCCCACCCAUCUGGCUGGGUUUCCCCAGCCACUCUGGGCGGCUCCCAGCAGAAUAGUAAAAAUACAUCAAGCAUUAAAAACUUCCCUAAACAGAGCUGCCUUCAGAUGUCUUCUAAAAGUCAGAUAGUUGUUUAUUUCCUUAACAUCUGAUGGGAGGAUGUUCUACAGGGCAGGUGCCACUACCAAGAAGGCCCUCUGCCUGGUUCCCUGUAGCUUUACUUCUCACAGUGAGGGAAAGGCCAGAAGGGCCUCAAAGCUGGACCUCAGUGUCCGGGCAGAACGAUGGGGGUGGAGACACUCCUUCAGGUAUACUAGGCUGAAGCCAUUUAGGGCUUUAAAGGUCAGCACCAACACUUUGAAUUGUGCUCAGAAAUGCACUGGGAGCCAGUGUAGGUCUUUCAGGACUGGUGUUAUAUGGUCCUGGUGGCCACUCCCAGUCACCAGUCUAGCUGCUGCAUUCUAGCUUAGUGGUAGUUUCCGAGUCACCUUCAAAGGUAGCCCCACAUAGAGCGCAUUGCAGUAGUCCAAGCGGGAGAUAACCAGAGCAUGCACCACUCUGGCGAGACAGUCUGCGGGCAGGGAGGGUCUCAUCCUGCGUACCAGGUGGAGCUGGUAGACAGAUGCCCUGGACACAGAAUUGACCUGCGCCUCUAUGGACAGCUGUGAGUCCAAAAUGACUCCCAGGCUGUGUACCUGGUCCUCAGGGGCACAGUUAUCCCAUUCAGGACCAGGGAGUCCUCCACACCUGCCCACCCCAUCCCCCCAAAACAGUACUUCUGUCUUGUCAGGAUUCAACCUCAAUCUGUUAGCCGCCAUCCAUCCUCCAACUGCCUCCAGACAGGACAUUCACUGGUUCUGAUUGGAAGACGAGGUUGAGCUGGGUAUCAUCUACAUACUGGUGAACAUCCAGCCCAAACCCCAAUAGAACUUCUCCCCCUGCAUAUACACCCCCCAUCCUGCUCCAGAUUCCCCCCAAAAAACCUUGUGGAGCCGAUUGGGGGUAGUGCAUGGGGAAAGGAAGGGCAGAAGUUCAGUGGCACUUGUGGAAAUUGUUCUGCACAUAAAGUGAUUUAGUUAGAUACAAACCAUAGUAUAUUUUUAACACUGGUUUAAUAUGAUGUUCAAAUCAAUGCACUGUUUAUGGCUUUGUUUGAUAGGUCAGACUGUCCCAUGUCAGAAGACUUCCAGCUGAAUGAGCUUGUAGUCACAACCCUGUGCAAAUAAUUUGCCUGAUUAUUUUGCUGCAGUUACUGUUUUCUCUGAAGCAUAUUGAGUCUUGCAGUUUUUUUGCCACAAAGGAUAUAUCCCAGAUUGGUUCAUUCCUGUAGGCCCAAUAAAUAACUUUGAUCUUUCUCAGAAACCUGAAGUAAGGAAAAGCUACUGAACUCCAUUGGUUCUGUUGGUGGCUGACAAUAACUGCUCUCGAUUUGAGUCUAGUCCAGAGGCACAUGACACAGUUCUGCGGUUUUGAAGCCAAGUAGGUCAGGCCCUUUUAGGUAUUUUGAUGGGAGACUGCAUGGGAACUGUAUAUAAACAGCUAUGAACUCUUUGGAGGGAAAGUGAAGUGAAAGUGGAAUAAAUUCAUGAGGAAUAGUGUACUGCAGGGAUCAGGAAUAUGGACUUCCAGAUGGGACGAACUCCCAUCACCAUUGCCCAUGGUGCCUGAGGGUGUUGGGAGUUGAAGCCCAACAGCAACACCUGGAGGACCACAAGUGCCCCCUCUUUGGUGCUAUGUAUGCAGGGUCCUCACACCAUAUUCAGCAUUAGUCAGUCUAUGAUACCUACUAUUUGGUUCUCUCUACUCAGUCAUCCCUGUGUAUUCUGUACCCACUGACUUUGCCUAUGCAGUCUGUAUGCUGUGAUUCUGGGGCAGUACAGAGAACAUGGAGAAUCCAGUGGGAUUCAACUUCCUGAAUAUCAAACCUUUAAUAUUUGUAAAGACAAGUUUCUAGACCCUAUGGUUUCAAUUACAUUCUUGAAAAUGUGUAGGUGAUGCCUGUGGAAAUAACAGAAGCCAGCCCAGUCUUCUUGUGGCCAAGUGCAGAGCUUCCAUGUCCUCCAACAGACUUUUUUUCUUGCCUCCCCCCCCCCCUCUCUCUCACUGGCAAAGACAGAACAUUUUUGUUUUGUUUUUAUUUUUUUACCAUUUUUUGCGGCUUAAAUUUACAAAACAAGAGAUUGAGCAAAUUUGCUUAAUUUGUGUAAUUUAUACCUGUUGCAGACUUGAACACUUCAUUCCAUAAUAUUUUUUUUUUAAAUGAUAUUUAUUAAAAGUUUAGAAAUUACAGAAAAAAGUAAAAGGACAACAAGAAAAAAGAAAAACGAAAAAACAUAGAAAAACAAUACAACAAUACAGCAAAAAAGAAACAAAGAAAAGAAAAAAAACUAAAACACGCAUCCAAUAUUCUAUAUCUUUACCUUUCCUUUACUUGUUUCAUCGACCUCCUCACACCUCCCUUUUUUUGUAUUCUAGUUCAAUUCACUAAUUCAGCAAAUUCUUCCCAUCUUUCUCAAUUUUUUUCCUAUAAUUAAUCUUAACGGUCUAACCUUAAAUUUUUCGUUUUAACCCGUUAUCAGUCAGCUUUUACUUAAUUCUUUGUUGCAUUUCUACUAAAACCAUAUAACUUCAUUCCAGCAUCCUUCUAACACUCAUUAAUUUUACAAUGUUUCUGUAAGUAUGCUUUAAAUUUUUUCCAAUCUUCUUCCACCGACUCUUCUCUCUGGUCUCGGAUUCUGCCAGUCAUUUCUGCCAGUUCCAUGUAGUCCACACUUCCUUCCAUAAUACACUAUCCCCAGCAAAGCAGGUAUCACAGCCCCCCUCCCCCCAAACAAGACAUGCUGGAUGCUAGCAGCCGGUCAGCUCAUACUUAUCACUUUAGCUUAGGACUGGUUUUAAAGUUACCUCAGCAUUGCAGCUUCCGCUGCAGGAGAAAGGGCUGUGGCGACUGAAAUUCAGGCUGGCUCCUCAGCAUUGCCAUCUCCCUUGCCAGCAAACAGUCUCUCCCACAGAGGCCAGGCCCAGAUAUGUAUGCCGAUGAGUCACCUUCACUCAUGUCUCCAUGAUCAUAUCAAUACAGAUCACGUCCUGAUCUUUUGUAGCAGCCCAGGCUGCUGGUACAUUUCCCAUGUUUUUCCUGGCUUGUGAACUGGACGGUGCUUGAAAGAAACUCCCUGUGGGAGAUUCACUCUCCUAAAUGUGGAAGCCUACACAACAAUCAGUUUGAUACUUCUCUUUUGGACUCGUUCUCAUAAUCAAGUUUCAGAGGUGAUUAACUCCAGACUGUUAUCACAGAGUUUUUAUCCUGGGAUUAGUCCAUGAACAAGAACUGACAGUCCAAUUUGACCAUAGCUCCUGAGUUAGUGACAGAUCCCUAAAAACUGCCUUGCUGGGUCAGCCAAAAGGUCUUCCUAGCCUGGGAUUCUGUCUCCUGCAGUGGCAAGCUAGGUGCCCCUAAGGAAAACUCACUGGAGGAGCACAAUGUGGGGGGAACAUCCUGAGAGAUGCUGGUACUUGGGGUGAUGAAUGUGGGUAUAAUGUUUGAAACACGCCCUCUGCCCUUCUGAUUGGACAUCCCUUCUAAAUGCUAUCUAGAACAAAGGAAACUGAGCUGUGGUGGAUGGGCUUGUGAGGAACAGAAAGAUAGAUGUAUGGGCAAAGGGUGACCUCAGGGCAGCAGGGUGGGGUCAGGGAUGGCAAAAAAACCCAUGGAUCCUUAAGACUUUUUUAAGGCAUCUCCUCCAAACAACCAUCAAAUUGAACCUGCCGUUGGUUUCUGUGGCUUGCAUUGUAACCUCCCCUCGCAGCUAUCCAGCACUUAUUGCAGCCACUAUAGCACGUGGGUUUGUUCCAAGGGCCCAUGUUUUGUGCCAUGAUGGCACUGACAGGUGCUGAAUAUGUGAUUUUUACAGGUCAUUCCAUGGAGGUAGGCAGGGCUUAUUUUUAGCCAGAACUCCGUUCCGGCACCUCUCAGGUGGGUGCCAUUGCCAUUUGAAGAGAACAAGAGAGGUGUUUGUGGUGAGUUCCUGCACCUAUUUUUCUAGAAAAAUAGCACUGGAGAUAGGUAUGAUAUUUCUUUUGAUGGUGGCUUGGAGUAAAUCCCAGGUAAAAAUUAUGCAAAUACAAGAAAAUCCAUUUUUCAACCCUAUAGUCUUCCUUUCCCAUGCUUUGAGGCAACCUAUUUUGUGACUAUUUGACCCCUGGACUAAAGCAACAUUUUCUUCAGCGCGCUUAAUCCUCACCAUAACCUUCCUCCUUGGUUGUCUCCAUCUGAAGCCCAUUGUCUUGACUGGCUAUGAGUCUCUAGCUUAGUCUUCCUAGGCUAAUCCUGUCUGAACUGCUGUAUUAACUUUGUUGAUAACCCAAAUGUUCUUGAAUGCUCUUCAUGUAAGUAUAUACUGUAUACAUUUUCAUAGGUUCUUGGUGCAACUUUGAACUUAAUUUAUUGUUGGUUGUACGCCACGCUAGGACCGCAUGAAGCUGCCUUAGAAAGAUGCCUUGCACUGCGCCAGGCCACUGGUUAGUCAAGCUUAGUACUGCCUAUGCCAACUCGUAGCAGUUCUCCAGGAUUUCAGACCAGGAUCUUUCUCACCUGUACCUGGAAGUGCCAGAGAUUGAAUCUGAGACCUUCUGCGUGCAAAGCAGGUGUGCUGGUACCCCUGAGCCAUGGCCCUUUGCCAAAGGUCCAUCCUGCUGAUAUGCUUUGACAGGCUUCCUCAAACUCGGCCCUCCAGAUGUUUUUGGCCUACAACUCCCAUGAUCCCUAGCUAGCAGGACCAGUGGUCAGGGAUGAUGGGAAUUGUAGUCUCAAAACAUCUGGAGGGCCGAGUUUGAGGAAGCCUGUGCCUGGAGAAACUAACAGCAUAGCUUUAGUGCCUAAGUCUUAGGUUGCAAAUGGCAUGGCAUUCGGCCGGAUGUCACUUCCUCCGGGGGCUCUUGGUAGACAAGAACUCUCCUCUCAAGGCCUUGCCUUGGUGCUAUUACAUUCUCCUGGCAUGUGCUGCUUCGUACAAGAGAAGCCAGUGGCUUCACAUUUGCUUUCCUUCUUUAGAUCAAUGAACUGAGUCAAGUUCCCCAGCCAGUGAUGCUUCUCCCUGAUGACUUCAAAGCGAAUUCUAAAAUAAAGGUGAACAAUCAUCUCUUCAACAGGUGAGGACCGGUGGUGCAUAUGUCUAGGAGCGGAAAGGCACAUAGUCUUCCUAGCCCAACUUCAGAUUCCACCCCUGCUGCUUGAGAUCCUUUAACUGGAAGUGCAAGGUAUUAGGCUUGGCGCCUUCAGCCAUGAUGGCUAUGUAUUACCUCCACUAUCAGAGACAGUAUACCUCUAUAUACCUGCUGCUUGGGAUCAUGAGCAGGAGGGAGCUGUAGUGCUCGGCUCUUGCUUGUGGGCUUCCCUCAGGCAUCUGAGAAAAGACUGCAGAUGCUGUACCCUAGGGACAUAGUUCCUCCAAAUGCACAUGCUAUAAUAUAGGGGAAGCUAACAUAGGUUAUUGUAUUUUAGUGUUUUGUUGGAAGCCGCCCAGAGCGGCUGGGGAAACCCAGCCAGAUGGGUGGGGUAUAAAUAAUAAAUUAUUAUUAUUAUUAUUAUUAUUAUUAUUAUUAAGCACCCUCCAACUCUCACCAUAAGUCAGCUAUUAGCAACACUCUCGUUUUAAGAGCAUAGCCUGCACAUGGGCGGCAGUGUAGGUGUCUAGUUAUCCUAUGACUGUGACACAGGGGAGGGCAAGUGUUUUCUGUUAAGGGCCUCAUUCCUUCAGGAUAACUGGUCGGGGACUGCAUGUUAGCGACGGAUGGAGGGCACUCCAAAAAUGUUAUGGAUUAUUGAACCUGAAUUUCAACUCCCCUUCUUCCAUCUUUACCUUCACUCAGAAUUUCCAGUCCCCUGCCAGCCUACUCUUGGGAAGAGUAGUAAGCCCCACCUGGUUUGAAAGGUUUACUCUCAAAUAACUGUACAGAGAUUAUUGUUUUUAAUUCAGCAGACCAAUGCAGCUACUGCUCUAGAAAGCAUGUGAAAAUAAUUCUUUUCUGAUUUUAGUGUGACCACACACAGAGAGAGCAGAAGCCAAGAAGAAAACGUCUUUUUCCCAAGCUUUGAUACCAGGAAAAAGAUUUGUUAAACACAUCAGUUUAUUUCUAUCAAAUAAUAUAUGGCCCCUUUUAUUCUGAAUCCACACAGGAAGAGAGGGGUGAGGAUGGGGAAACAGCUUUUUAAAGCUAUGGAAAUUAAGGAGGAAGGUAGGACCUCUGAUGGGAUGGAAGGAUGGGGUGGUGUCAGAAUGUGUUAGGAGCUGCAUGUGGCCACAGGUUACCCACUUCUGUUGUAGCACUCCAGAAAGGCCAGCAAUUGCCUGAUUUGAACCUUCCUCCAGGAAAAGUACAAAAAAAUUGAAUAGCGCGUGCAAAGCUGGACAAAAAAAUCAUUUCCCUCUCACACGCUGUCCCCUCUGCCUGGUAUUUAAUGCUUAGUAUUAAAGGAAGAUUGUUCUGCCUGUCUGGUCAUGAGACCAUUUGCAUAAUAAUGGAGGAUUACACCCUGUGGUAGAGGAUACUAAUGGGCAGGGGAUUAUGGGGCUUGGGUCGCAGAUUACUGAGAUAAUGCCCAGAUUGACUUGGUAGCUAUUACUAGGCCUUGCUCACUUGUCAGAAAAACUGGCCUUCUGGUAAAGAAGCAGAAGGAGCUUGGUUAUGUAUAAGAUUGGGUUGUAAUGGGCUGCUUCUGAUGGAGAGCUGGUUCCAUCUACAGCAGGAGAAGGUAAGGCCUGGACCACAAACAUAGCAGAGUCUGAGUGGCUGUACCACUUCAGACUGCUGCAAGGUGGGUAGAAUCAAACCUCAUCAUGCUUCUUUAUUUGUUGAAACCAAAACCCACCCUGUAAGUAGAAACUAGCGCAACAGGGAGCGAAUUGGCUGGGCUGUAGUCUUCACUGAUGUGCUAGGUUCUUAUUUUUGUGCGGAAGGGGGGGAGGCUUUUUUGUUUUUGUUUUUUCAUAGAGGUGCAUUCAGAAAUGUGAUUCCCCCCACCCCAGCUCUAGUUCACCUCCUUCCUCCAGCUCACCCUGCUGCAUGUGCAGUCCGAGUUUUGGAGUAGCAGCUAACUCUUGUCACUCGACUCUUGCAGAGAAAACCUGCCCAGCCAUUUCAAAUUCAAGGAAUACUGCCCACAGGUCUUCCGCAAUCUUCGCGAACGUUUCAGCAUUGAUGACCAGGAUUAUCAGGUAUGUCUUACACUUCAGACUCUACAAGCCUGCACAAAAUUUAGGUACUCGGCUGUAGUGUGCAUGCAGUAUAUCUGCCUCCGACCCCCUUACUGCUGUCAUAUACUGGACUUCAGAGUAUAAUGCACGAGGCUGAAAGCCUUCUUGCCCAAGGCACCCUUGUUGUGGAACUCCUUUCCCAGAGAUGCCCUCCAGGCCUGCUUUUGGAGAAAUUGCUGAUGCUUUUCCCGUUAGGUUUCUCCUGUUUUAGAAUAAAGCUAUUGAGCAGGUGUUUUCUUACUGGGUUCAUUCAGAUUUUAUAGUUGCUGUUAUUUUAUUAUAUAUUCAGGUUUUAUAGUUUUGUGAUUUUGCUCAGGUUUUAUAGUUUAUAGUAUGUAUCUGCUAAUUUUAAAUUUAAAAUCAUGCACAACUUCAGUAAUUUGUUUUUUGAACACUGAGAAUGCUGGUUCGAAAGCAAGUUUGAAAUUCAGCUAAUAAAUCAUAGUGUACACUUCCAGUGUGGAGCUAAUUGGGAGGGUUAUAAAUUGCUCAGCUGGACACAGUGCAAGAAGAUUGCCGCAUAAGGUGCAAUCAUAGGCUACUAAUAUGCUCACUGGAGGCAUUGGUUGCAGGCAUGUUCUCUUGAGAGAAACUGAUGUUUGAGGUGGGAUAAGGCCAGUGUUCUGACAGCAGCCAUAGAUUACUGCCUUUGUUCCUGAAUUUGCUUGCCCAGGCACUGCAGUAGUUAUGACACCUGUUACAAAUAGCCAGUUGGGUACUGAGUUGUGUAUGAACACCCAGUGGGAGUUGGAAGGCUAUUAAUUACAAAGUCCCCACUCUGAACCUUACCUCUGCCAUGAACUGCUGUCUAGAUGGCCCCGCUCCUGUCUGCACUGUGAGGGUAGUGAGGCUGGGCUACUGCAUAUAAGAUGGUUGCAAGAUAGGUAAAAGGUACCCCUGCCCGUAUGGUCCAGUCGUGUCCGACUCUAGGGUUGUGCGCUCAUCUCACUUAAGAGGCCGGGAGCCAGCGCUGUCCGAAGACACUUCCGGGUCACGUGGCCAGCGUGACGGAGCUGCUCUGGCGAGCCAGCACCAGCGCAGCACACGGAAACGCCGUUUACCUUCCCGCUAUAAAGCGCUCCCUAUUUAUCUACUUGCACUUAGGGGUGCUUUCGAACUGCUAGGUGGGCAGGAGCUGGGACCGAAAGACGGGAGCUCACCCCGCCGCGGGGAUUCGAACCGCCGACCAUACGAUCGGCAAGUCCUAGGCACUGAGGUUUUACCCACAGCGCCACCCGCGUCCCAACAAGAUGGUUGCAAGAUAAGAUGUGACAAAUGGAUGUUUGUGACUAGUAAUGUUAAAUUCUCGAGAAUAAUCUUUUGGAGAAUAUUCUCAAUUAAUGAGAAUAUUAGAGAAUUUUCAUUUAAAAUAGGAGAAUAUUCAUUUUAAUGCAUUGAAAAUGAUAUAAUUAGUUGAUAUACUUGUUUGUUCAUGGGUAAACUUGUUCAGAUGGCAACCAAAAACUGUACAGAUACUUUAAUUCAAUGGUGCAAUGCAGUGAAUUCACAUUCUUUGAUUUUUUGCACCAAACUUGAAAUUGAAAAUGCAACGUGAAUGACUCGCGUUAUUCACUGAGCCUGCCACUAAACGUAUAUUUACCAUCCAAUUUGAAUUCAAAUUAUGUUGUGUAUGCAUGAAAUGUAGCUUUUAAAGUAAAAGGAAUAUUAAAAAAUGGCACUGCAAAACCAGUUACUGGCACUAAAUAAAAAUAUAGAAACGUCAACUGUUUAAAUCAAGGCUACCUCACAUGCUGUUACACAUAAUUGUAUAGGCUUAGGUACUUUAAGUGUAUAAAACAUUAAAGCUACUUUCUUUUUUUAAAAAAAAAAUUACACUGUAUGGCCAAGGGUAUACAGUUGCUAAGAAUAAGGUCACACCAAACUAGAAAAAAAGGCUAUCACAUAUAGUUGAAAUACAUACAGAUUCAAAUGUUCAUCAAAUUAAACGAAUGGCAUUUUUAAAACUUAAAAAAAAUUAAAAUGUUUUCUGUAGCUCACAUUUCAGAACUGCCCAUAUUGAAAGACACAAUGCCUAGUAAUGUAACUGGACCAGAAAAAAAUAAAUCAUUAUUCAUUACUUACACUGGCAAUAUCACAGCUUGACUUAUUAUUUACUAGAUUUUUUUAAUGUGGGUUAUAAAACUGGUUCCUACACUAGAAUUUACAGUUUGUGGAGAAUAUUCUCCAGAGAAUUUUCUAGCAGAAAAUAUUCUCAAGAAUAUUUGCAUUCUCGAGAAUAUUCUCACCUUACAUCACUAUUUGUGACUUGCAUUCUCUGUAUUUGGAAGAGGGAGAAGAGGGAAAGAUUAGCAUAUGAGAGAUCACAAUAGAAGGGGAAAGAGCCCCCCAGCAGCUCCCACAGACCCCUUGAACUGGCCAUUUUUCUCUGCACAUUUUAACCCUCCAAGUUUCCUUUUCUUUAAAGAGAGCCAGAGGGUGAGACUAACAAAGCAUCAUUUGAGUGUACCCUCUUUAAUGUGUUCUUGGUCUGGUUUCCAUCAUGAGAGCAAGGGUAACAAACAUGGUGCCUUCCAAAUGUUGUGGACUACAGUUUCCAUCAGCCCCAGCUAGUAUGACCCAGUGGUCAGUUUUGUAGUCCAAAAACAUCCGGAGGGCACCGCUCUGGCUUUGCACUGAAGCAAACUGAAGCAAGCAGCAGAAUUUCUUUCCUGGACUUCAUAAAUAUUAUUGAUAGCUCAGUUAGUAGAACAUGAGACUCUUAAUCUCAGAGUUGUGGGUUUGAGCCCCACCUUGGGCAGAAAGAUUCCUGCAUUGCUGGGGGUUGGACUAGAUGGUCCUUGUAAAAGGUAAAGGGACCCCUGACCAUUAGGUCCAGUCGCGGACGACUCUGGGGUUGCUGCGCUCAUCUCGCUUUAUUGGCCGAGGUAGCAGGCGUACAGCUUCCGGGUCAUGUGGCCAGCAUGACUAAGCUGCUUUUGGCGAACCAGAGCAGCGCACGGAAAUGCCGUUUACCUUCCCGCUGGAGUGGUAUCUAUUUAUCUACUUGCACUUUGACAUGCUUUCAAACUGCUAGGUUGGCAGGAGCUGGGACCAAGCAACGGGAGCUCACCCCGUCAUGAGGAAUCGAACCGCCGAGCUUCUGAUCGGCAAGUCCUAGGCUCUGUGGUUUAACCCACAGCGCCACCUGCAUUCCUAGAUGGUCCUUGUGGUCUCUUCCAAAUCGAUGAUUCUAUGACUCAGCAUUUCCUGCACCACCCCAUUUCCCUAAGAGCCUUUUUAAAGGAACGGCUGCCUUGAGGGUGGCUGUGAAAGAGGCAAUGCCACAGGGGACGUGAGGGAAGAUCUGGAGCCCAGAAGUUUUGUUCAGCUUUUUGCUACUCCAUAGCCAGGGAAGGUUUAUCUUUAACUCCCUUGUUGUCCACCCUUAUCAAAAAGAUAAAUCAGCCAUGCCAGGGUCAUCGGUACAGAGCCUUGUUGUCAUUGGUUCAUUCUGACUUCUUCAGGUCUCGCUGACACGCAGUCCGCCCACUUAUGAGAUUGAGGGUGGGGGGCGCUUCCUCCUGUCCUACGACAGAACGUUGGUGAUCAAGGAGAUCUCCAGUGAAGAUGUGGCUGACGUGCAUAGCCUUCUGUCUCACUACCACCAGGUAAGACGUGAAGGCAAGUGGGCCUCUUUGUAUGGGGUUGUAGGCAUGUGGACUCUGACUUGGAGCGUAAAAUAAGUUCACCUGAAGGACGCUCAUGGAAGCAAAGGGCCACCUGUGCCUCACCCCACAUCUGUUCAGUAAGGCCCAUUGAUCCUCCAGAGUGACUUCUUGGUGUGCAGGUAGCUGCACGACGGGAGGCGGGGACAGGAAGUGGUCUGUCUUUCUGUGAACUUUUUAAAAUUACCGUAUUUUUUGCUCUAUAUGACUCACUUUUUCCCUCCUAAAAAGUAAGGGGAAAUGUGUGUGCGUCUUAUGGAGCGAAUGCAGGCUGCGCAGCUAUCACAGAAGCCAGAACAGCAAGAGGGAUUGCUGCUUUAACUGCGCAGCGAUCCCUCUUGCUGUUCUGGCUUCUGAGAUUCAGAUUUUUUUUUUCUUGUUUUCCUCCUCCAAAAACUAGGUGCGUCUUGUGGUCUGGUGCAUCUUAUAGAGCAAAAAAUGCGGUAACUUGGGAUCCAAACCUCCAAACCAACCCCCACGAGAAUAUAAUAAAUAACAGUAAAUAUAAAAUCUUAGUGCACUGAAGAGCAAAACUUAAGCGAAUUAAGCAAGUUUGCACAGUUCUUUCUGCUAGCCAUGGACAGGGAAAAGGGCUUCAGGGUUCUGCGUAGCUCCUGCCCCCUGACCACUGGAAGUUGUUCUCCGUUCCUCACCUACUUCUGAGAUCUGAGCAGGCAUUACCGCAUGCUGUCAAGCUUCUCUCCAUAGCCUUAGGAGCAAUUUUCAAAAGGAAAAAUACUGAAAGCUGACAUUUAAGGAAUGCUGAGUGCCCUGCUAGCUAAGACCAACACCAGUGUUGUUUGUAAAGCACCUCACAGAUGUGGGCACUGUACUGAAGUUCAAAACACAAAACAGGCCCUAUCCUCAGGCUGCCAAAUUCUUCAUUUGGGCCAUCUAAUAAUAGGUGGAAGGAAUACAAUGAGACCUGUUCAUCAGUAUUGGUAUGGAAGCAUUCCAUAUAGACAGCCAUGUUGGUCCACUAGGAUGAAAAAAUCCAAACAGCAACAUUAUUGCAGUACCUUUAAACAGAACAAAGUAAAAUUCACAAAGUAGUGAGCAAACUUUUGAGUCCACCAGGACUCUUUUUCAGAUUACAUGUUAAGCAUUUAUAAAAAAAUGUGGUGAAGAAUAUUGCUGGCCAUGAUGAAAAGCCCUAGUUUGUACUUUAUAAUAGCUUUAGGAUGAAUUGUAAUAAUAAUAAUUUUAUUAUUUAUAUCCUGCCCAUCUGGCUUUGUUUCCCCAGCUCCUCUGGGCAGCUUCAGCACAUAUAAAAACAUAAUAAAAUAUCAAACAUUAAAACUUCUUGAUACAGUGCUGCCUUCAGAUGUAGUCUAAAAGUUGUGUAGUUCUUUAUCUCCUUGACAUCUGAUGGGAGGGUGUUCCACAGGGAUGGCACCACUGCUGAGAAGGCCCUCUGCCUGGUUCCCUGUAACUUCACACCAGCUUCCUUAGGUUAGGUUAUGAUGCAAAACAGGUUGCAGGUUGAUGUGUUCUGGGGUGAAGAAAACAAUGGCUACUCUCCUUUAAAAAAGAAAAUCAAAAUAUUGCUGAUUUUUUAAUAUGUGUCUCUGGUGCUAACCAGCAUGCACAGGACUCAUAAGGCAGAGUGGAGAAGUAAAGAAAAGCAUGGCAAUGUCUGUAUUAGCAAGGCCAGAGAUUAAUUACAGAUCAUGCACUAAGAAAACAGUGACUGGAUUUUCACUGUCUGCCUCUGUGUGAGUGGGUGGGUGGGUAUUAGUCCUCCUUGAGCCGCUGUGGUGGAAGAUCUAGAGUCCCUUUUAAAUCUAGGCUGGGUAUACUUGGUGCUCAAGAAAAGACGUGGUCUUGUGAUCAAGAGAGGAUGGAGGUUAGUGAAGAGGGAGUAGGACCCAAAGAACUGGAUAGCAAGCUAAGUGCUGAGGAAUAGUCCUCAUUGGCAAAGGAUAGCUAGCUGAGUCUGUUGCACCCUGGCCAAUGAAAGCCCCAACAAGCCAAAAUGCAGGAGAAUUGUGGUUUGGGGACUGGGACUCCAACAGAGAAGAUUAGGAUUCCAUUUCUGGAUUUGCCUUCCUGAAGUCAUCCUCCUACUGUGCAUAAGUCUUGUCUAAGCUUUUGGUGAUCUUUGUUCUGGGCCCACUAGUACAGUACUUAUCAAAUAGUACUUCCUGAACAUCUUGUUUCCUUCUUCCAGUACAUUGUGAAGUGUCAUGGGAGCACCCUCCUGCCUCAGUUCCUGGGUAUGUACCGGCUCAGUGUGGACAACGAGGAGAGCUACAUGCUGGUCAUGAGGAACAUGUUCAGCCACAGGCUUACCGUGCACAGGAAGUACGAUCUGAAGGUAACGGGUAGUGGAGGGCAGGCGGGAAGUGUGCGCCAAGGCUGGAUCUAGACACAUCAAAGAAGUGUUUCAGUUAAACGCGUUGCAAACUUUGUAUGAGAAAUCAGGUUAGCAAAAACGGAACUCCACAGCGCCAUCUGGUGUCACAGUGUUAGAAUGCAUAAACAACACAUAUAAAGUAAUUUUUCUUUGCCAAUGUAGCUGAGUCCCAAGUCUUUGGUCCUGUUUGUCCAUCUUUUUCUCCCUCAUUUGCCCAUGUAUGUGCAUGAUGUUUGCUCUGGAAAUCUCCAGAGCUUUACCGAUUAGCUGUGGAAGUUGCAAUAUGUAAUGUGUGGUAGUUGCAUAAUGCUGUGUCUAAAAUGCUAAUAUGUCAGACAGAGCAGUGCUGCGUUUUUGCACCAGAGAAAAAGGUUGUCAUGGAAUUAUGUCACCAGUUUCUUAUUAUUGGCCCAUAUUUAUUCAAAAGUUUGCAGUCUCCCCCCUUGGCACGCCUGGUUUUCAGAAGGUGCUUGAGUAGAUGGUGUCAUUAUACGCUUUAGUCGCCAGGUGGCACUGGAUAUAGUUGUAUCUAGGUGGAGUCAGUAAUUGCCUGUGUGUCUUCUGUUCUUCUUUUUAAAAGGCCAUAAAGUUAUUAUCUAGCUUUCUGGCACUGUAUGCCUUCCAUGACAUUACUGAAUUUCAGGUCAUCCUCGCUUUGCCAUGAGAGUACAGAGCCAGGGCAGGGGAUAUAAAGGAAAUAUGAAAUCAGGCAGGAAGCUGGAAAACACAGUGCUGAGUUGCAGCAUCCAGGUUUUCUCCUGAAAAGCCUUGUUUGCAAAGAAUUCUGCGCCUCUCUUCUCCAUCUGUAAAAUAGACAUGAUAGUCACUACAUAGUUGUGAAAACAUAUGAGCAUGCGUGGAACUGUUUAUAAAAAGAUUUCGCAUGCACUUUUCAGCAUCAGGUCCCAGAGCGUGUUAAAACAAUCUAAAAUUCAGUCAUCUGAACUUUAACUGUUGGAAACAGUUCAAAAAUGAAACAGAGUCACUGAAAUAGGGUGGGUCCUGUGACUGAUUUGCACCAUUCCCACCUGCUGUGUGAUGUGGUACCCACAGAGGCCAUUGUUCAGUGGCAAGGUGUGCGAUUUGCACCCACAAGCUCCCUGCUUCAGCCCUCCAUCUCUUUUAAUUAACUCUGGUAGCAGGAAUGAGACAGACAUCUGCUUGUAAGACAUGAGAAAUUGGCUCAAUUCAGGUGAUCAUUUCUCUGCUUAUUAAGUUGAGAUGCUGUUAGUUCCAGGCAGAGUUUUUGGCUGGAUGUAAUUGCAGCCUGAUGGGUUCAUGUGUACUGUAGGCACAGGUUUGGCUUCCUCCAAGGCAAGAGUGGGGAACCUCUGACCCUGAGCCAGCCAUUGCCUGCCAAGCCAUUCCCCCUCCCCAAACCACAUGCACCCAUCAACUGAUGGGUGGGAGAACAAGGUUUCAAUCUGUACUGGCUGCACAAUCCUGUUCUCAGCAGGCUAGGCAGCAAGAUUUGAGUGGAGCAAGAUCUGGGGAUUUAAAAGGGAAGGAGGAGGAGGAGACUUGGCAAAAGAGUCCCCUUCUCUUAAGUCUCCUCCCACUUCCCUUUUAAGAGCAGCAAAAGGGAUUUUGACAGGUGGGCAGCCCCACUUACCUGUCAAGAUUUGACCCGUGAAGCAGAUCCUGAUAAAGGUCUGGCCCAUGGAGCCAAAAAGGUUUCCCACCACUGCUCCAAAGGGAGCAAGACAAAAUAAGGCACAAGUUCAGAUUCUGGUAAGGCAAAAUUCAAGCAAAGCAAAAGUCAAGUUCCUGGAAGGCAAAGUCAAAUAAACUGGGUAGCACCCUGCAUAGUUGUGCCUGAAGCUCAACCUGAGAGGCAUAUGAGCAGACUCAAAUAUUGCUUCAAUAAAACAACGAACAGGGUGGUGAUACAAUGACUACUGCCAACUGUAAACAAACAAUAAAAGUCCGUAAAAAUGGCAAAAGCAGUUUCUUUCCCAAAUAGGUUUUAUCUUAAACAAUAGCAAAUGCAGUAAUAAAGAGUCCACUUGUAAUAUACCAGUGGUUCAGCGCUCAGACGUUGUUCUGGAAAUCCUACGUUUCGUUGCUAAGGAGCUUAGUCAUCAAGCUUUGUAGUAAAUAAUAUAGAAGAGAAGACAGUAUGUAAAUGGCUUAAAGCAGGGGUAUAUCUGUCCCCAUCUGCGUGUUUCCUCCGGGAGGAGCAUAGAAAGAUGACAAUGUCCUUCAGUUUGUUAAAUUUCCUUCAAAUAUUGCUUCAGCAACCUUCAAACCUAGACUUAAACAGAGGCACAGCUUUGUCCGGGUGACUAGCUCUGGCUCUGGUCAGUGAAGCAUCUUCACUUGGCAGGGCCAUGGCGUCAGUAGCCAUUAAGCCUGGCGCAGAGGGAGGCUAAGGUUCUGCUGAACUGUACUCUAAGGGCAACAAUGUGACUUCUGCAGGCUAGCGGCUUGCCAAUGAAACAGGUAGAGAAAAAAGCAGUAUUUAAAAAUGUUGAAUGACUGAAUAAAUAGCUUGUUCCUUCAGCUCUCCUAUCUUGAGCUGCCUGAGGCACCACUGCUAGAAGACUCACUAUGCACAUCCAGUGGUGCCUACAAGAGCCUAUGCCUCGUAAGGCUGGUAAACCCCAGUUCCAAACUCUCCUCUUUGGGACAUCCUUAGUCCUCAUUCCCACCUGAAAUGAAGCCUAUGUGUGUGCAAAGGCUUUUGCUUCUAUUUGUUCCUCGUAUCUCCUUUUCCCUCCCUCCCCACCCAACCAGGGUGCCUAAAUAUAGACCAUAAGCUGCUUGGAAUACAAAAGGGACUGUCUGAGGCGUUAUGCUGACUCUAGCAAAGCACCCUUCAGCACUAGAUAAAUUGAGUGGCUCCAAUCAUUCAAGGCAUGAAUCUUCUUUUCACUCUUAGUUUGAUGGUGUAAUCACUUUUAAGGUCUAGAUAAAUAUCUUAGUAUGCAUAGGACAGAAAGUUCCCUUUUGGGCUUCCACCAACCAUCUUGAUCAAGCCAAUUAAAACAUAUUUGGCUGAGUUGCAUCUCCCAAGAAGGGCAUCCGCUUCUGAUUUGAAGGCAGCACGUAAGAGAGGAUCCAUUCCUCCUUCCAUGACAAUCUGAAGGCUCCUGCCAGCCUGCUGAGCACAUCUCAUUCCACAGCCCUCCUUGUGUCCUUGCCCGGCAGAAGCAUUGCCCAGCAUUAGGCGGACAGUUAAAAUAGGUUGUGGUACAGACCUUCUCUGAUAGGUCUGUGCUUCACUCUCUGCUCCCUCUCCCAAUGCCUAUUAAGCAACAUGUGGCUUGCUGUGCUGAUUAAAUGUUCUGAUAUUGCAGUGAAAUGGCCCCCUCAGGGAAUUUGUUCAGUACAUGGACAGUAUCAAACUCAGGGUCUCUCUCUCUCUCUCUCUCUCUCUCUCUCUCUCUGUGUGUGUGUGUGUGUGUGUGUGUGUUGGAAAACCAAGCUAGGAGAAUGAGAUGAAUCAUGUCUGCCCCUAUCUUCCUUCAGCCUGGCUGCACAUCAUUAAACUGACCCAGAGCAAGGUUACAUAGAUCUUUUAUAGUGGAGUUAACUAGGCCCUUGUUUGCAGUUACGAACAUUUUAGAUGAUGCGGCUAGAGGGUUGAACUGCAAUGAGGGCCACAGUAUAAACGCAGUUUUUGCUGGAGGGCCACAGCUGAUGUACUUAUUAUAAAGGAAUGCAGUUGGAGUAACUUGGAUAUGUUGUUAAUCAACCUGGAUGGUUGAUUAUUUACUUAUUAAAUUUCUAUACAGCUCUUCGUCUGAGGACCGCAGGGCAGUAUACAAUAUAAAAACAUGAAAAUACAUAACAUGGUAACAAAAACAAACAAUACACCCACCCACCCACACAGUUUAAAAGGCCAUAUAUUGUUUAAUUAGUCAAAGACCUGGAAGAAGAGGAAUAUUUUUGCCUGGUGCCUAAAGAUAUAUAAUGAAGGUGCCAGGCGAAUCUUCCUAGGGAGCUCAGUCCACAAGUGGGGAGCCACUGCAGAAAAUGCCUGUUCUCGUGUUGCUACCUCUGGGCCUCAUGUGGAGGAGGCACACAAAGAAGGGCCUCAGAGGUCGGUUCAUAUGGGGUGAGGCGGUCCUUGAGGUAUUGUGGUCCUGAGCCAUUUAAGGCUUUCUAGGUCAAAACCAGCACUUUGAAUUGGGCCAGGAAGCGAAUCGGCAGCCAGUGCAGUAGGUCUAGGAUUACAAAAUAGGCAUUGCCUGUGAGGUUUUCAAAAUAGGAUAUCUCCUUUCAGGGCAAAAGACUGGAUUUAACCCACUGAGUUGCUUCCCCUUCUGAUGCCCAGGCUCUGCUGUUUGUCAGCUCCACCUUGAGGGCCAGCAAUGUGCUAGGUGCUGCACAGAACAUAGCAGCAAUGUAGCCCUGGUUGAGAGGACAGAUGCUGUGGCCUGCAGUGGAAUGCUGCAGUGUGGAGUGUUUCUGUUCGGUGCCUGCAGGACAAGUCUAUUCUAUUCUCCUUCUCGUGUUGUUUCCCCCUCCCAGUCCCUGCCCGCAAGCAGCCAGUCAGCAUUCUGUGGCCACUGAGCAUGCUUGGACCUCAUUGUGUUGUUUUGCUCCCCCCAUGUUGUUUUUUAAAAAUAGUUCUUGUGCAAGCCUUUGGGGUUUCCCCAGACCUGCUGAUACCUCCAUUCUGUACUUGCAUCAGGCUGCAAGUACCAUUGCAUCCUUAAGCCUGAAACAACAGCCUUCUAUAAUUUUUGCGUUUUGAAAAAUGCCAAGAAAGGUUUCCAUCCUAACAUCUGAAGUCUUAUUUAAAAACAAACAAACAAACAAACAGCAGCAGCAACAACAACUCAGCUGCUUUACUGCCCAAGCAGAGCUUUUGCACCAGGUGAGACCUACCUAGGUUCAUAUUUUGGCUCCAUCAAAAACUCUCUGGGUAGCCUUGGCAAGUCAUGCUUCCUCAGCCUCCUGCCCUCCUCCUAUGAAGUGGGAGAGAAUAUAAUUGCUUGCCUUAUAUGGUUAAAAUGAAUAGUCUGUAAUUUGCACGGUGAAGGGUGUUAUGCAGAGUGCCAUCGCCGCUGUUUAUGUUGCAGCCUUUUGAUUCCAGACUGUGCCCUCUGCCUAUCUGGAUGGAGACGCAGAGAUUUCUUGCAUCUGAACUGGUGCCUUUGUGGUCGGCAGAUGGUGGAGGACAGCGUCCGUAGGUCUUAUCUUGCCCAUUGUAAUAGCCCCUGGGGACAGAAUUAUGGCAGGUAUCUCUGUGAAACUCAGUAACAGAAACAGUUUGAACAAUAUUGUUUUUAUCUUACAUCUGGUCAAGGCAGGACAACAUCAUAAUGUAUAAAAACACUGCUUUUACUGUUACUAUUACUUGGAUUUCUUACCCACCCUUUGCCAUUAGGACCCAGGGUGUAUCACAACACUAUGAAAAUAAAAUAUCAAAAUCAGUUGUUUAAAAUACACAUACUAUGAAGAAUAGAACACUGUGGUGUAGAAAAUCAGAGAAUUAUAUUUAGUAAAAUGAUACUCUUUUGGAGAGGUACUUUUUAGCUUAGAGACAUAUACCUCAUUCCCCCUCCCCCUCCAAUAAUGAUCUUUUGGUUUCCAGCUUGUUUAACUGAUGUUUAUGCAAACACUGUGGGCUGGAUUCAACCAACGGGUCCUGGUAGCAGAAGCCAGUGCUAGCAGAGUGGGGCUUUCCCCACACUCCUCUUCCUAUGUGCCCCUUGCGCCUCCCUCAUCUGCCUUGGGGGGUUGGGGGGAACCCCCAGAACAGCACAUGGAGGAAAGAGAGGGGAGAUUGUUUUGUCGGGCCCUGAUGGAACAAUCUCCUUAGCACAACACCCAUUGAUUUCAGACUUGCCCUGAAAGCCAUGUCCAUUUGUGUUUGUAAACCAUGCUUCUUAAUGUUUGUGUUUCUGCUUUUUUCUCAGGGCUCCCUGGUAUCCCGCGAAGCUAGUGAUAAAGAGAAGGUAAUGUGAGAUUAUGGCUUUCUGGUGAAAGGUGGUGGCUCUCCCUCUGUUUUGAUGUGUUGUGAAGUGAUUUUUGGCUUGCUGGCUUAAACCUCAAGCUGAUGAUGGACCUCUUUGCAAAGGAAGAUAGAGGCAUGACCUGAGCGCAUAUUUAUCUCUUUAAAAAACAAGGCAAGGGCAUAUAUGCAUUUACAUUGCACUCCUGGUAUCUGCAUGUGCUAGGCAGAAUAAACAGAUCUUGACUAAACUAGAAGAAGUGGAGACUAUGGAGGCUUAAAAUAUGAGCAAAGGGGUAUUACAGGCGAGUUGUUUCCUUGGAAUAAGUUUGCAGGAUUAAUGUUUGCAUUGACAUCAAAUUCCAGGGUGUCGAAAAUGGAGAUCAAGAGGGGAGGGGAUAUAACUCAGUGGUGGAGCAUGUGAUGUGAAUGCAGAACAUCCCAAGUUGAAUUCCUGGUAUCGCUGGUUUAAAAAAGGUUCCAGUAGCAGGGGAUGGAAAAGAACCUUAAAAAGCAGUUGUCACAGGCAAUUCCCGGCUUAGGUGGACCAGUGGUUGGCAGCAUCUUAUGGAACUAAGUAGCUUUUAACAUUAUAGUCAGGACUUCUGUGGGCUGUGAUUCCGUUGGAAGCCCAGCAGAAGAAUGUAGAAAUGGGCACAGAAUUCAGCUUCCUGAAAAUCCUUUUGAGGCAGGGGGUAAUUCUGCAGUGAUCUCCUGGCCAGGAGAUUUAUUGCAUAAUAAAAGUCCAUGUUGUUCUUGAAAGUGAUCUUGCUGAAAACUGGGAGUUAGUUACAUUUUAUUAUUUAUUUAAAAUAGUUAGAUGUUCUGCGAGGGCUUGCAAGAAGGUUUAAAGCAAAAUUUAAAAAUUCUUUCAGUGCGCUUCUUCCUUAUUUUGGCUCUGGUUCUGCCCUCCAAGUCUAGAUUCAGCCAGCUGUUGACUCAGCGCCCAUGCCUCCUCUUCAUUCGAAAUAUGUUUCUGUUCCUUUCUAGGGCAAGGAGCUACCAACCCUCAAGGACAUUGACUUUCGAAACAUGAACCAGAAAGUGUACGUUGACGAAGAAGCCAAGAGAGAUUUCAUGGAGAAAUUAAAGAGAGAUGUGGAGGUACUGUGGCUUAGGGGGCCUAGCCCUGAUACAGUCACAGCAAGACAGCAGCAGCUGGUCAAUGCAUAUCAGUAGGAAAUGAUCUGCGGGCACAGAAAGGGAUUUAUUGACAGAACAGCGACUUUUGCGGGAACUACACAGCCAUGCUUUGAAACAGGCUCCGUUUUUGAGCAAUGUUCCCUGAUAAAGAGCUUAUUCUAGCCCCAAAUGUGUUGAGUUUUAAUAGGCUUUCAAGCUAGUGUCAAGAAACAGGGGGGCUAGCGCAGGGUUGCAUCCGUUCCUAAGAGCUAUGUGUAACUAUUUGUUCAGGGAUGGAGAAUUGGAUCCGGCGAGCGGGAUGGAUUCUGAUCUCCCACGCAAGCUUGUGGGCAAGUUUGACUUGACAGUUGCCUGUCCUGUUCAUGCUCGUGCGGUUUGGAAAUCAAGUUGCGCAGGCCAAGGUGCUGUGCUUUGCAAGGCCCAACAAACAGCGGAUUGCCAGGGCUGGCAUAGAUCAUUGGGCUUCCCAAGUGCUGCAUGUUGGGCUUUCCCAGAGAUUUGCAAGUGUCGCCAAUCAAAUAUGUUACUUGGUGUAUGGCUGCAGUUCCCUGAGAAAGAUGAUUGAAUGUCGAAGCACGAUAGGAAUUGUAGCUCUGUGAGGGUAAUAGUGGUGUCCUAACAGCUCUCAGUGGGACGCGGGUGGCGCUGUGGGUUAAACCACAGAGCCUAGGGCUGCCGAUCAGAAGGUCGGUUCGAAUCCCCAUGACGGGGUGAGCUCCCGUUGCUCAGUCCCUGCUCCUGCCAACCUAGCAGUUCGAAAGCAGGUCAAAGUACAAGUAGAUAAAUAGGUACCGCUCCGGCGGGAAGGUAAACGGUGUUUCUGUGUGCUGCUCUGGUUCGCCAGAAGCGGCUUAGUCAUGCUGGCCACAUGACCCGGAAGCUGUAUGCCGGCUCCCUCGGCCAGUAAAGCGAGAUGAGCGCCGCAACCCCAGAGUGGGUCACGACUGGACCUAAUGGCCAGGGGUCCCUUUACCUUUAACAGCUCUCAGCACUAUGGACAAAUUACAGUUCCCAGGAUUCUUUGGCGGAAGACAUACCGCUUUAAGCCAUACCACUUUGGGGACCACUUCAAGCUGUACAGUGCAGAUAGAACUGUUUUUGGGGAUGGCAGAUCUUCCCCAGCCGCCCCAACCCAAACUUGCUGCAAUGAGAUGAGGUUAGGUUCCAAGACUAGAAAAAUGCUCCCAGCCACUAUCUCAUCAGCUAUUAUAUUUCCUUGGGGACUGAGUCUGCAGAAAUGAAAAUGCUUCUGCAGUGCAAGAUUCACCCUAUUAGCCUUAAUGACUGCUAAUAGCAUGUGAGGUGGGGGGGUGGGAAGGCUGCAGCCGCUCGGAGUCUAAUUUCUAACCCAGUAUUCCGCACAGCCUUACCUCCUUCCAUCAGCUGAGUCCCACCCUGACAUUCCUCCCCACCCCACCCCUGCUUAGAGCUGAACAUCGCUUGUGACCCAAAUCAGGGAAACGAUAGAAAAUUAGGUUUCGUGAUUUACAGAACUUGAAGCAUUUUUGAGGACAGAAAUUGGAGUCGCCUAGUGACGGCCCCUAGGAAUAAUCUGCCUGAAAUUUUCCUCAGCAUGGAUGCCUUUCUGCUAGUUGGUCUCUGUGAAAGCAUCUGCACAGGCCACAUGAGCAAAGAGAGGGGAAGAAGGCCUUGGAUUCUUCUGUUUGAAUGCCCUGCUUCUGUACUCUGGUGUCUUCUCAUAUACAUAACGCUUCCAGAAAGGGUCCACAAAGUGGCUUACCCCAAAAUUCCCCUCUGCUUUCCUGAGAGGGACACCUGGUAGCGGCAGCAUAUGCCUCGCAUUCAAACGUACCUCAGCCGCAAACACCCGGUGGUGUGUCAACCUUGGCUUCCCAUGUGCAAUAGAAAUAUUUUAUUUCAUUUCAUUUCAGAAUGAAAUGAGGUUGGUUAGAUUGGGAGAGAGAAGUAAUAAUAAUAUUUUUUUUAUUUGUACCCCGUCCAUCUGUCUGGGUUUCCCCAGCCACUCUGGGCGGCUUCCAACAAAGAUUAAAAAUACAUUAAAAUAUCACACAUUAAACUUCCCUGAACAGGGCUGCCUUCAGAUGUCUUCUGAAUGUCAGGUAGUUGUUGUUCUCUUUGACAUCUGGUGGGAGGGCGUUCCACAGGGCGGGUGCCACUACCGAGAAGGCCUUCUGCCUGGUUCCCUGUAGCUUUGCUUCUCACAAUGAUGGAACCACCAGAAGGCCCUCGGAGCUGGACCUCAGCGUCCGGGCAGAACGACGGGGGUGGAGACGCUCCUUCAGGUAUAACUGGCCCAAUGUCACCCAUUGAGCUUUGUGGUUGAGUGGGGGUUUUGAACCAAGGUCUCCCUGGGCCUAGUCUGAUACUAACUACAACUUUGAAUACUUGAAAUGUGCAUAACUUUAUUUAUGAUGAUGGUUACUUCAAAGAUGGAUGCACAAGGGGAAACUGAGCCAUAUGUUGUUAAUAUUCGCAUGCACAAGGAUUUACGGAGUAUUAAAUUUUAUUGCAUUUGCAUUUUUUCCUUCCUGUAGCAGAGGUAAUUCUUCCCUCCUCUGUUUUAUCUUGACAACAAUCUUGUGAGGUUGGUAAGGCUGAGAUGGUUUCAUGGUUGAGAGAAAACUUGAACGAGCCGUACAGUCCCUCCACCGAAAGAGCUGUUGUAGCAUCCUGGUUAAGCACGUGAGAUUUGAGCCAAGAAGUCCUUGGAACAAAAUCUCAGAUAUGAAUUCUUACAGCCUUGACCCAGCACCUGGGAUCUGCAGGUGCUGCUGACCUGAUCUGUGUGUCGUGCCGUAAGGAUUACGGAGAUAAUUACAUGAAGUGCUUUGAACAUUCUCAAGCGCUGUAGAAAUGCAAAUUAUUAGCACUAGUAGUGGUACUGUUAUGCCAGGGUGGCAUAAUGGUUACAGUGUUGGCCUAUAACCUGGGCGACGAGGGUUCAAAUCCCCCCUCAGCCAUGAAGCUCACCUUGGCCCAGUCACCAUCUCUUAGCCUAACCUACCUCACAGGGUUGUUGUGCGGAUGAAAUGGGUAGGAGGGGAACCAUGCGCACCACACUGAGAUUCUUGGAAGAUAAAAGGUGUUAUAUAAAUGUAAUAAAUAAAUAUAUAUAAUUAAUAAUAGUACUUCAUCCAUUAAUACAAGUAAACGCUUACCAAAUAAUCCCUACUCCUUCAGUGCUUUAACUUCUCUCUCAGUGAGAAUGCCUUAAGCGUCUGAAGAACUGAGGCACAUAUUCACACAAGCGUGGACUGAGACCCUAAAGUAAAGCUCUCUAGGUCUCUAAGGCCCCAUACUGGGGUGUGGGAUGGUUUGUGGCCCCUUCCCUGCCUCUUGAUGCCAGUCGUGUCACUUGCGCAUGACAUUUUUGGCUCCCAUUGUGUAAGUGUUCAGUCUGUGAUGCUGGAGAAGUUUUGGUGGGUUUGCCAGCUUUCUCAGCAUUAUGAAGAAAAUACUGAUUACUAAUGGUGCUUCAGUCAACUGAGCGGAGGCAGAACAAGGACAGGAGUCUGAGAGUCAAAACCUGGAGGCAUUCCAGUUACAAAGGAGGUACACAGCUUUGAACAGCCAAGGCAAUUAAUCAUGGGGACAGGCUGCCAGGAGAGGGUGGUUCUCUUUUCUUCCCCCCCCCCCCAAAGAAACACCACAUGCCACCUUUGGAUUAAAACUGCACUCCCUUUUUAAAGAAGAGGAAAUGGUCUUUAUUUUUCCUGAUGAAUCCAAAGUAAAUUCUGCCCUCUGGGUUUUGCACUUACGAUCAGUAGCUGAAUUCCUAAACAAAAGGUAAUUUAAUCCGUAGUUAACCCUUGGUAUGUUUAUAAAACAGGCAACCCCCGAUUUGCACAAGGGUUUCAUUCCGGAUCAUCGUGCACAACGGCGGAGCAUGCAUAAGCCCGUUAUGCUCCCUUUUCCAGCCACUUCCAGAUUGCCACAGUGUACAUGUGCACAUGUUUAUUGGACACGGGUAUCUUGGUCGUUGCCUGUAUUCUGUUGGAAACUGCCCAGAGUGGCUGGGGUAUUAUUAUUAUUAUUCUGCAUUGCACAUGGGGUUGUCCGUUUUGCUCAUGCAGAGACAGCACUGGAUAACAGCCAGUUUUUUAGAGGCGUUCCACUUGUAAUAACUAGAAAGCAAGCCCAUUGUUAACUUCUUAGUUUACUGACAAUUGUGCCCAUAUGUUCAGUUCCUAGUGCAACUAAAGAUUAUGGACUACAGCCUACUGUUGGGGAUCCAUGACGUGCAACGAGCUGAACAGGAAGAAGACGAGGAUGUGAAAGAGGAAGAGGAGGAUGGAGAGGGUGAACCUGGGGGUGUGGCAUCAGUAGGUUCCUAUGGAACUUCUCCUGAGGGUAUUGGCAGCUAUCUCAACUCCCACAAGCCUUUGGGACCUGGCGACUUUGACCCUUACAUUGAUGUCUAUGCCAUAAAAAGUGCUGAAAGUAAGUAAGGAUAAGAGGGAACUUUCCACAAGUCAACUUUGUCUUUAGUCAAGACACCUUAAUUAUCCUCUGUGACACAGGAGUCAGUCUGCCUACUUUGUGCCUUUGAUUGUAUAUUUCACUGAAUGCCAAUAUUCCAGCCAAUUAUUUACACAUUGCGGCAAUCUAUAGCAGCUCUCCCUUUGACCCUCCCCUUGUGGAAGCCACAAACCACAAUCCUUGUUUUAGGUUUUGUGUCUCAACUAGGAGUCGUGGCUGGUUCCCCCCACCUCCAAACAAACCAUGACAUGAAGCUAAGAUUUGUUUUUGACUUCUAUUUGCUAUUUGCUUCUGUGAAACAAACCAUAAUCCCCAAUUCAGAUAAAACACUAGACCUAACCCAGGGAUCCUGGUUUGUUGCUCCCGCUUGUAGAGAAGUGAAGUAGGAGCCAUUUACACGCUCAUGGUUAACCAUGCUUUACCAUGACAUGCAAACAUGGCUAAAAGAGAGUUCUACCAUGAAUGCUGUGGAGUUAACUGGGGAAGAAAACUCCAGAAAUCAGAGACAGAACUUGACUAGAUUGUUGUAUGUAUGCAUGCAUCAGCAAGAUUGUAGUGCAAGUACGUUAUCUACCCUUUGGCACCAAAUUUCAACGCCUUUUAAUUUUUAAGAAAAGGUUGUAGACCUUGAGGGUGCACACAAAAGCUGUGUCAGCUAGUGCCUGCUACGAUCUGAGAUGUCAAUCAGAUUUACGCAAGAUACCCAUGAACAAGCUUCCAUUUUUUGCCUUAUGUGGAUCCUGUUGUGAUCCUGAAGAGCUUCAUAGGACACAAGACACAAGAGCUUCAUGGGAGACUCUUCCGUUAAAAACUAGGUCUUGGAAGUCCUGUCUGGCCCUCUGAGCCAGAUUUCUCUUCUUUGAAGUCAUCACUCCUUCCUCCUUUGGGUCUUUCUUAAAUGUGGAAUCUAAAUGCCAGCUAAACUACACACAAAUAAGAAGAUGUGUACAUCUGCUCAACUUGCUUAGUUUUGAUUGCAGAAAAUGUGGCUUGUGGGAGAGAGGGUGGCUCACACAGCCCUUGCUGUAGGCGAGUCAGGUGGAUAUCUGCUUCCUGGAGAGGAGUUAGAUUUGAUAAUAUGGAUUCUGAAGUUCACUUCCUGCCACUGUAGUACCGUAUUUUUCGCACCAUAGGGCGCACCGGACCAUAGGGCGCACCCAGUUUUUAGGGGGGGAAAUCAAGAAAAAAAAUAUCCCCCCCCCCAGCCCCAAAGAGCAGCGUACAGGCUGCGCACAACCUCUCCCUGCCGGAGGGGUUGAGCGGGGCUAUGGCACAAGCCAAGGCAGCAAGCAGGAUGGAUCCCGCUCGCUGUUUUGGCUUCCUCUUUAGCCCCGUGCAGCCUCUCCUUGCCGGAGGGGUUGCGCGCAGUUAUGGAGGAAGCCAAGGCAGCGAGCGGGAUGGAUCCCGCUCGCCGUUUUGGCUUCCCCUUUAGCCCCGUGCAGCCUCUCCUUGCCGGGAGACGCUGCGCAGGGCUUUCCUGGCUUUCCUGGGAGGUGGGGGGAUUUCCUCGCCUCUCCCAAAAGCCCGCAGAAGCCGCGCAACCCCUUUAAAGAGAUCACGGCUUCUCCUGGCUUUCCUGGGAGGUGGGGGAAUUCCCUCACCUCUCGCAAAAGCCCGCAGAAGCCGCGCAACCCCUUUAAAGAGAUCGCGGCUUCUCCUGGCUUUUCUGGGAGGUGGGAGAAGGGACUGAUGCGGCCAGUCAGUCCCUUCUCCCUCCUGUGGAAAAGCCCGCAAGAGCGCACGGAGCUUAUGUGCGGCUCUUGGGGGCUUUUCCCGCCUGCCUCCCCCCUGCAUUCGCUCCAUAGGACGCACACACAUUUUCCCUUGCUUUUUAGGAGGGAAAAGGUGCGUCCUAAGGUGCGAAAAAUACGGUAUUUUCUGGAUGCUGCCACUGGUGGCUUCAUCUGUAAAAUGCAGGCUUCUUUAGGAAGAAACAUGUAGAAGAUGAAUUAAUCAUUCUUGAAUUGUUUGCUAUACUUGGGGCAGGAAGGGAUUCUUCCCAAAUUUAACUGAUAUAAUCUAAUGUUCCUUAUGUGGCUUUUUUGUCUUUCCUCCCAGCUUGAGCUUGUUUCACUUUCUUGAGUUAUUGGGCAUUUUUCAGUUCUUAUGCUACUUUGGUUUGGUGCAUCCUAUUAAUUCCUACUUACGUCCCAUGUACCCUUGACGGUGUAGUUUUAUGCAUUGGGUGGGGGGUAUGCUGACAGGUUCCCUCCUGCCCCCACCCAGUCCUAAGAUUCAGUAACUCACAUUUUGCCCUGUUGGAAUCCAAUGUGGAAAAAGCCUCAUGGCAUGAGGGGUGUGUGUGUGUGGUGGAAUGCAGAGGGUAGCGGUGCCCAUGAGCUUCAUUGACUCUCUUUACUUUUCCAGAUAGCCCCCAGAAGGAGGUUUAUUUCAUGGGCCUGAUUGACAUCCUCACACAGUAUGAUGCCAAGAAGAAGGCUGCCCAUGCAGCUAAGACCGUCAAGCAUGGGGUGAGUCUGGCCCGCACAGUUCUUCACAAUGGGCCCCCUAGGUGUGGACUCUGGUGGCCCACAGCUAGCCUUACUAAAUCAAAGAGUCAACUACAACCCCCAAGUGGGGAUUUCCAGACUUCUGGUCAAUUUCAUAGCAUCCAUAGUGGUGACUGUAGCCACAACCUAGAGACCAAAAAAGGUGGACUAGUGAGACAGCAUCAUCUUCAGGGGGUGGGGUGAUAAAAAUGUCACACCGUGUGAAUGAUUUAUUCCGAAGUCAUUUUUAUUGCAUAAUUGGCUUAAUCCUUUUUGUGCCAGAGGCACUUCCUUGAAAUAAAGUGGCAUCAGUACUAAACUAGGCCAGGGUUGGGGGUUAUAUAAUGCCAAAGCAGACACUGGAAAGCACAUGUGUGUGAGAGAAAUGGUUGAUCAAGGCCAUUUUCAGACUUCUGUUCAGAUGUUCUCUCUUCCUAGCCCUUCCAAUAUAUUUGGUCCUCAAACUGUUAUUUUUCCUAGUUUGUGUGGAAAGAUAGGGGCGUUUUAUGGUGGUUGUUGACACUUUGUCUUCCAUUUCAGGCUGGUGCAGAGAUCUCCACGGUGCAUCCAGAACAAUAUGCCAAGCGCUUUCUGGACUUCGUCACAAAUGUAUUUGCUUAGCAGUUGUGCAGUCUGUCUUGUUGGCUGAAGCUUCAGAUCAAAGGCUUUCCUGCCCUCCUCCCCCCACCUGUAGUUCUCCCUCUCUCCCCCACCCCAAUUCUCAGUAAGAGGGAUGGUUUCCCCCCCUGCUGUUUGGGUCAGCAGGAGAGUUGGGUUGACUUGAGCCCCAUUGUGGCUGGUCUGGGGGAUGGCUGCUGAAUCAAGUGCCUUAUCUUUGACCUUCCGUCGGGAUGAACAACCGUCCAGAGCACUAAAGAGGUCGCUGCUUUUGAAGGCAGCCUAAGCAGGAGAAAGAUGGCUGGCUUCAGAUUCAUCCCAGCAUUGAUAUUCUCUAUCCUCUAAACUGUACAGGGAACAUGCUACAUUGGUGACUCUGGUCAGGGCAGGAUCUAAGCUCGCACAUAAGGUUUAAUGGUAUUUCAUUCAGAGACAGAAUAAUAUGCAAUAAGAAUUUAGUCUUGUGCCUUGAAAGAAGGGGGUCAAGUGGAUUCUUCCCCAUUUAUGCAAUCAAUUCCCUCUGAGGGUGACUGAUAGUAUAUAUUAACUUACCCCAUGAUACCCAGUGGUAGUGCCUCGGUGUUUCAAAGUCCUCCUCCUUAUUCUUUACCUCCUGAGUGGCGUUGGCUCCUUCUAGCACUCUAGUAAAUAGCAGAGGUUCUGAUGAGCAUCCUGUGAGCCUAGCACUCCAGUUCUCACUCCCAGCAGGGCAGCCUCCACUAAACCUUGUUGCCAAAGUUCUGCUCCUUACGGCAAGAGCCUCUUCCACGAAGGGCUGCUUUCAGAAGUCCUAUGAUUCUCCCUCAGCCAUCACUCCAAAGGAGGAUUAGAACUGAUUCAGGGUUUGGGAGCUACUUUGGGGCUGCCAGUGGGGAUUUGAGAAUGUCCUCUAGGUGGCUUGCUGUGCCUGCUUUGGCAGAGGGAGAUGGGUGUGUGUAGGGGAAAAGAGACAGAAUUAUUCUGGCCCUGUGUAGUAUACUGCAUCCAGCUGUUCCCCUUGCUUCAGUAUGUACCAGACUGUGUUGAGUAGCUCUGCUCACUAGUAAGGCUGUGACUGUAGUAAGUCCUGGCUUCCCAGCUCCACCCAAAGAUAGCUUGUCCAGUUGAAGCCUCCAGAAAAUGUCAAGGCGAAAGCCUUAUCUGCUCCCUGUUUUAGCAUAGCUUUUGGGGACAGGAUGAUGUGGAAAUGCCAUGCCCAGGAAGGGGGCGUUUUCAGAAACAUUAUGUGUGUGUGCGCGCGCAAUCUUGUGAAAGGGGCCCUAAAUGUUUCCUUCUGAACUAGCAAACUUAUAUGCUGAGGGAUGUCAACCUGUCUGUCAGUAGCUGUGUGGUGGGGCUCUCUGAGGAAGCAGUUUAUAUGCCAAGGAGCUGUGAGGUGUCUUAAAGAGAACAUCCCUCUGUAAUAGUGUAUUCAUUAGUUCAGCAGAGCACAGCUGUCAAGGUUGAUCACGGGCCAGUUGCUCUUCCUGGACUGGCGCACCAACUUAACACGCCAAGGCAGCUGUUCUGGUAAGGAGAGAGGCUUAUGGCAGGCUCUGACAGUGGCACAGCCAACCAGCUGGCUGCUUUAGGCCUAGAACUCGGGGUAGUGCUGUGCUCUUCCACCAGUUCCCUCCCCUCUGCCCCUAAUAUUGUGGUUCUGCUGGGACUUGAUGCCAUUCCUUCAAUGCAAUAAAGCUUGUGCCAUGGAAACAUGCUUGUGCCCUGGGGCUGUUGUACUAUCAGCCCCUUUUCAAUGUUUCUUAUUGUAUAAGACGUUGUGUAUUUCCAGUUCACUCUUGUAUCACAUAGAAAUAAAUUAUUGAACCAGAAGUUGUCUGCAUGCAAAAAUCCAGCUGUACCUGAGCUGCUCCUAUUCUGCCAGUAUGGGAGAAGCCCAGUGGAAGGACAAGGCUGCUCUUGCUCGUUUGACUAAAAACUGUACCCCAGUAGCAAAGAGAAAAUGCUGGGAGGGGGAUCUUACAGAAGCCCUAAUAUUGGUCGCUUUGCAUGCCUGUACUGGCCAUGGCGAUGGUUCUGGACACAAAAAUCAUUAUUACUGCUGACAGCCAGGAUUAAUUAGGGGGAAGAUGAUGCCCAUAUUACUUGGGAUGCACUUGCCUUUAUUAUGUGCUGCUUACCGUAAUUGUCCUGGCUUGAACUUUCUCACUGAAAAUAGUUUUGGAACCUGUUGGUUGUUGGCUGCCCUGCCUUUUCUGAGUGCCAUGAUGCCUCGUUCACUCUCAGGCUUCAUACAUAAUAAAUCUUGUGUUCAUGCAUCC